Messenger RNA from Chanos chanos (milkfish), 837 nucleotides. RefSeq names its product F-box protein 36a (gene fbxo36a). Gene Ontology annotation, molecular function: protein binding. The record is from RefSeq and is a predicted model, not a curated record. Lineage: Eukaryota; Metazoa; Chordata; Actinopteri; Gonorynchiformes; Chanidae. The transcript is spliced from 6 exons. The coding region runs from base 4 to 837 and encodes 277 amino acids.
AAAAUGGCGUCUUUACUUGGUGGGGUUUUAUUUGAAACGACUGGCCAAGGCCCCUCUCCCUCAAAAGACUUUUUCCAGCUGGUUAUAACAAGAACAGAGGUGAUCUGGAGAUGGUGGAAGAUUUCACUGCGGGUGGACCUGCGAGGUGCUGCACCAGGAGAGCUGAAACAGUCCCAUGAUGAGUUUUUGCAUGACUCUCAACUUCAGCACCAGGUAGGUGUAGUAUUUGGGUCCCGAGUUCUGGAGCACAUACAGGCCCUGUGCCAUGGACACUUAAACUAUCUGGAGAGGCUUCCUGAUUACCUACUGCUCCACAUUCUCACCUUCCUGCAAUUCCAGGACAUUGGAUGUCUUAGUCAGACUUCAAAAAGGUUCAGAAAGCUGUGUAACUGUGAGGAGUUCUGGGAGCAGACAGUAAGGUCUCACUGUGGUAUGAUGACUGAGAACAUGGAGAUGCUGGCUAAUGCUAUGGGCUGGAGAAGGACCUUCUUCACCUUCAUCCAUAAGCAGGAGCGACCGGCACCUCUGGUCUGCGUUAGCCUGGCUCGAUUUGGUCCCCUAACCACAUGUGCAAGUUGCUGUCUCCUGCUGGCUCGCUGCAGUCCUUCCCUGUCUCCCAGAAAGUCCAGGCUGCAGAGGAGCAGCCCUGCCUGGCUAUUUUUAAACUACGCUGUGGGCGAAAGCUCCAGUGGCCAGCAACGAGCUAAGGUCCAGGACAACAGGGACACACAGCAGGGCGGAGCGGUCCACACCAGUGCCACCUCGGGACCAGAAGUCCACAGAGGCAAGGGCACCGGGACCAAAGCGAACCAAAGCGAGAAAGAGCCAGGAAGAUAG